AUGAUUGACGGCUGUAUUGACUGUCUUACUGUGAUCCGGCGUCUUGACAUCGUGUUUCGUGGAAUUCCAGAUGUUCGACGCAUGAUCAAGCGUGACUGUGGAUACCAAGGAAUUCAGUACUCAAAGGAUAACUGGACGAAAUUCUGGAAGUACUUCAAGACAACCUGGAUCAAAAAAUUUGUUCCGGCAUGGUGGGACACCAAUGGAUUGGGCGACGACAUUGUAAAUCGAACCAACAACCCUCUGGAACGCUACAACAGGACGCUCAACAACGCUUUUUCUGUAGCGCAUCCGGAUGUGACCCAGUUCAUCAGCGUGAUUGAAGCUCAAAGCAGGGAAUACGUUCGACUCAUCAACGAUAUAUCCAACCGCAGAACCACCGCUCCUGCCAUGCACCAGCUCAGCCUGCUCCGGCUUUUGACUCGGAUUCGGACUUCGAAGUGGACUCGAACUCGGAUUUAG
This is a messenger RNA of Phytophthora nicotianae INRA-310, 462 nucleotides long. RefSeq lists its product as hypothetical. Bases 1 to 462 code for a protein of 153 amino acids. Lineage: Eukaryota; Oomycota; Peronosporomycetes; Peronosporales; Peronosporaceae. The record is from RefSeq and is a predicted model, not a curated record. The transcript has a single exon.